AUGACCGACCCCACCACCAACGACCCUCAAAUCCAUCUUACAGAGAUCGACGUCGACCUGGACGUGCAAGAGAUCCUACUUGCAGCCUCACAGCACAAUAAUGCCAAACUUCGACGUCUCUGCCGCACACAAUCCUCAGUGCCUGAUGCGGCGAACGUGAAAGAUCCCGAGACAGGCUACUCACCCCUCCAUGCGGCCAUUGCGGCAUGCGAGCCGGACGAAGACGAGAAAACGAACGGCGAGGCUCAAUCUGCUGAUAAGGAGCUGUUGGAGUCUGCUGUAGAGACGGUCAGGUUCUUGUUGCAGGAGGGUGCGAUCUGGAAUGACCUCGACAACAAGAAUGAGACGCCUGGUUGUUUGGCGCGGCGCAUUGGGGCGUUGGAGCUCUAUGAGUUGAUCGUUGAUGCCGGCGUCCGCGCAGAGAUGCUACUGAACCGGUUGGAUGAGUACGCGGCGCUAUCAGACGGCGAUGAUGAGGAUGAGGACGAAGAGGAGGGCGAGGCGGAAGAGUCCACCGAGGACAAGGCGGAGGAUGAGACAGCACCCGAGCUUGUUGAAGUCGCUACAGAACAACCCGUCGAGUCUACAAUAAACCCCAAUGUCAACAAUCGGGGCUACCUCUCAUCUACCCUCUCCAUCAACAACGACCGGAUCCUCGACUCGGACCAAAACGGUGUCAUGAUGCGCUGGGAAAGCGACAUCAUGCUUAAAUCCGCCAAAGCCCUUCUCCCUCGGCCGGGUCUCAAAGUCCUCAACAUUGGACACGGCAUGGGUAUCGUGGACGGCUUCUUCCAAGAUCAAUCCCCCGCCGAACAUCAUAUCAUCGAAGCGCACCCCUCGGUGCUGGCCGACAUGAAAGCAAAGGGUUGGGACACCAAGCCCGGCGUGACCAUCCACGAGGGCCGUUGGCAAGAUGUUCUUCCCGGCCUUGUGGGCGAGGGUGUGACAUUUGAUGCGAUCUACUACGAUACAUUUGCCGAGUCGUAUGCCGAUUUCCGGGACUUCUUCUCCGAGCAGGUCAUCGGGUUGUUAGAGCAGGAUGGCAAAUGGGGAUUCUUCAAUGGGAUGGGUGCUGAUCGGCAGAUCUCGUAUGAUGUGUAUCAGAAGGUUGCGGAGAUGGACCUUUUCGAAGCUGGAUUCGAUGUUGAGUGGGAGGAGAUUCCGGUGCCCAAGUUGGAGGGCGAGUGGGAUGGUGUGCGACGGGCGUAUUGGGUUGUUGAUAGCUACCGUCUGCCGCUUUGUCGCUUUAUGGACUAA
Penicillium brasilianum is the source of this 1257-nucleotide messenger RNA. Lineage: Eukaryota; Fungi; Ascomycota; Eurotiomycetes; Eurotiales; Aspergillaceae. The record is from the annotation of a GenBank genome assembly.